AUGAAGGCGGUCACCCAUCACACUACCCCACUCAAGCAGUUUGUCUACUUCCAUCACACUGAGGCUCUUCCUGGCUCAUGGAGCGGUCUCGACAAUGCGAAGCUGACAGCUGCGGACUGUGCCCCGCGGAAUAGCCGUUACGACUCGCAGGCUGCUGUGUUCGGAUGGAAGUACCAAGAGGAGCUCGCCAACCAGAGAUGGUUCAUCGUCGGUUCCGGCGCAAUUGGAUGCGAGCUGCUGAAGAAUCUUGCAAUGAUGGGUGGCUUGCAGCAAAGAAGUCCGAAG
Molecule: messenger RNA, 285 nt
Organism: Mesorhabditis spiculigera
Lineage: Eukaryota; Metazoa; Nematoda; Chromadorea; Rhabditida; Rhabditidae
Source: the annotation of a GenBank genome assembly